AUAGAUGAUCGUCAAAUUUUAACGGAUUAUGAACGAAGUUGCAUGAUGGAGGGUUGGAUUCCAAGACGACUGGAUGGCGGAUUUGGGGACGAAAAGAAUCAGGACACUUCGAUUCGGUACAAGAGGCCGACCAUUUAA
Molecule: messenger RNA, 138 nt
Organism: Dentiscutata erythropus
Lineage: Eukaryota; Fungi; Glomeromycota; Glomeromycetes; Diversisporales; Gigasporaceae
Source: the annotation of a GenBank genome assembly